AUGGGAAUCACUAUAGACCGAGAAGCAGGAAACUAUGAGGUGCAUGAGUUAGUUGUUGAACACAACCAUGUGUUGCAAUUACCUGGGACAAGCCACUUGAUGCCAUCACAGAGGAAAAUUUCGGCCUUGCAAGCAUUUGAAAUUGAAACAACAGAUGAUUCAGGAAUUGUACCUAGAAAAGCCCAUGAGUUAGCAAGUCGACAAGUUGGUGGUCCACUGAACCUUGGCUACACAUGUCGUGAUCGCAAGAACCACUUGCGAACCAGACGUCAAAGAGACUUGAUGUAUGGUGAAGCUGGAAGUAUGCUCAAGUAUUUUAGAGAUAAAAAGAAUGAGAAUCCUGCAUUUGAAUAUGACAUGCAACUAGAUUGUGAUGAAAAUAUAGCAAAUAUCUUUUGGGCUGAUGCAAGGAUGAUCAUUGACUAUGCUCAUUUCGGUGAUGUUGUUACCUUCGAUACAACAUUUGGGACAAACAAAGAGUACAGACCCUUCGGUGUGUUUGUUGGCUUCAACCAUUUUAGAGAAAUGGUCAUUUUCGGUGCUGCACUUUUAUAUGAUGAGACAUUUGAAUCAUUCAAAUGGUUGUUCAACACGUUCCUAUCAGUGCAUAACAAAAAGCAACCUAGAACAAUAUUUAUUGAUCAAGAUGUAGCAAUGGGUAAUGCAAUUCGGGCAGUAUUUAUGGAAGCAUGGCAUGGGUUGUGCACUUUUCACAUAAUGCAAAAUGCCAUCAGACACUUACCUCAUAAGAAAAAAGAUGAGGAAGGACCAAAUGUACUUGCUGAUUUCAGUGCUUGCAUGUACAAGUAUGAGGAAGAGGAAGCCUUUGAAGAAGCUUUCAAUGCCAUAAGAAGCAAUGUGGAAACACAAACUUGGUUGGACAGCAUCUACAAAGUAAAAGAGAAAUGGGCAAGAUGUUACAUGAGGAAUGCUUACACUAUAGGCAUGAGAAGCACACAAUUAAGUGAGAGCUUGAACAGUGACUUGAAAGACCAUCUAAAGUCUGGUCUUGACAUCCUUCGGUUUUUCAAGCACGUAGAGAGGGUUAUGCAAGGAAAAAGAGAUAACGAGGUAAAUGAGGAAUACGAGUCUAGGAAAAAAUUACCUAGAGUCAGAAUGAGGACUCCUAUGGUAAUACAAGCUAGCAAAGUUUACACACCAUGCAUAUUUGAAGAUUUUCAGAAUGAAUAUGAAAGAUCCAUCUCAGCAUACAUCAAGCCAUCGGUAGAACACAAUGCAUAUACUGUUGCAAUUGCAAGUCUUGACCCAGAAUUCCCAUAUGAAGAAGAGUGCAAAGUACUAGUUAAUUAUGAAGAGCAAAAAGUUUUCUGCAAUUGUGGCCAAUUUGAAAGAGUUGGUAUAUUGUGUAGUCAUGCUUUGAAAGCCCUUGAUGUCAUGAAUAUCAAGUAUCUUCCAGGCCACUAUAUUUUGGAGCGAUGGACUCGAGAAGCGCGAAGCGGCACUAUUGAAAGCAGCCAUGGAAACAUUGUUUUGGAAGAUCCUAGAUCAGAAGAUAGACAACGGUUGAAGUUUUUCAUGCACGAGUUUCUUGGCAUAGCUUCACAAGCAGUAACAUCAGAAGAGUGUAUCAAACUAGUAGAUGAUGCUUUGAAGAUUCUUAGGAAGCAAGUUGAAGAGAAAACUCGCACUACUACAUGCAGAACUGAAGAUAUAUCUAAAGAACCAGAGGAUUGUUUAAAGGAUGCUUCCCUAAAGAAAAAGGAAAUUCCGAAGAAAAAUUCAAGAAGAAAGAAAACAUGGCUUGACAACCAGCACCCCAAUAAAAAGAAGAAGGAGACAACUAAAGCAGUACCCAAAAAUCAAACUCAUUCUAGAGGAAAGAAUGACAUUCCAGUAGCACAAUACCAAGCACCUAUAGAGCAAAUGGCUGGAACAAAUGCAAAUGGUUUGCAAGAAUAUGGGUACUAUGCUCGUCUACUGACGAGUGAAGCUGGUGAUCUUUGGAACUUAUAA
This is a messenger RNA of Aegilops tauschii subsp. strangulata, 1974 nucleotides long. Its product is annotated as protein FAR1-RELATED SEQUENCE 5. Gene Ontology annotation, molecular function: zinc ion binding. NCBI's taxonomy places the organism in Eukaryota, Viridiplantae, Streptophyta, Magnoliopsida, Poales, Poaceae. The record is from RefSeq and is a predicted model, not a curated record.